This is a messenger RNA of Protopolystoma xenopodis, 300 nucleotides long. Lineage: Eukaryota; Metazoa; Platyhelminthes; Monogenea; Polystomatidea; Polystomatidae. The record is from the annotation of a GenBank genome assembly.
AUGCGAUACCUGGAUGAUUACCUUACACUUUGGUCACAUGGAAAAGAAAAACUGGACGAUUUUCUGAAGUUUUUAGACCAGAUUGAUGAAAAAAUUAGAAGUAGAGGAAGUAUAACCAACGACGCUCGGGAAGAUGAGAUGGAUAAGAAUCUGGGUGUCGUCUCAGAAAUGGUUGGCCAACUGCAUUCAAUGGCCAUCGACAUGAAUACGGAGGUCGAAAUUCAAAAUUCGAAGCUUGAUCAGAUGGCUGUCAAGGUUUGCCUUCUUUUAUGCACACCUAUACCCUCUGCACAUCCGUAG